This is a messenger RNA of Tribolium castaneum (red flour beetle), 722 nucleotides long. Its product is annotated as mitochondrial import inner membrane translocase subunit Tim17-B. Gene Ontology annotation, molecular function: transmembrane protein transporter activity. The record is from RefSeq and is a predicted model, not a curated record. Gene Ontology annotation, biological process: protein import into mitochondrial matrix. The transcript is spliced from 3 exons. Lineage: Eukaryota; Metazoa; Arthropoda; Insecta; Coleoptera; Tenebrionidae. Gene Ontology annotation, cellular component: mitochondrial inner membrane; TIM23 mitochondrial import inner membrane translocase complex. Bases 167 to 664 code for a protein of 165 amino acids.
UAAAUGGAAAAUUUCAAAACGGUGUUAUGACAUGAUUCGAUCUUUCGACCUCCAGUCAAAGUGAAUGCGGACGGUUUGUAAAAAACCACAGAUUUAAUGCAAACAGUGACUCAAUUGACCAAAAAUCGCCUGAAAUUAUAAUUCCACACGUGCGAGGUCACUUUUGAUGGAGGAAUACACGCGUGAGCCAUGCCCCUGGAGGAUCGUGGACGAUUGUGGGGGCGCCUUCACUAUGGGGCUCAUCGGCGGCGGCGUUUUCCAGAGCAUUAAAGGCUUUCGCAACGCCCCUUCGGGUUUCAACAGACGAUUUGUUGGCAGUUUGGCUGCUAUCAAGCAACGGUCCCCUAUAAUCGCCGGCAACUUUGCCGUUUGGGGCGGCAUGUUCUCCACAAUUGACUGCGCCCUAAUCCACAUUAGGAAAAAGGAGGACCCCUGGAACUCCAUUAUAAGUGGGGCCGCGACUGGGGGCAUCCUCGCGGCGAGAAACGGGCUCCCGGCCAUGGCCGGGAGCGCCUUCAUUGGGGGCGUUUUGUUAGCUUUAAUUGAAGGAGUCGGGAUUUUGUUCACUAGGUUGUCAGCGGAGCAGUUCCAGCCGCAGAUGCCCCCCAUGGAGGACCCCUCCCAGCUGAGGGGGCAACAGAACGGGGGCUACUCGUUCCAGUAGGCGCGCGUGUGUUUGUAGAUAAAUUUUUGUUUAAGGCGUAAAUAUAAGUUUAUUUUGA